Didymodactylos carnosus is the source of this 854-nucleotide messenger RNA. The record is from the annotation of a GenBank genome assembly. NCBI's taxonomy places the organism in Eukaryota, Metazoa, Rotifera, Eurotatoria, Philodinida, Philodinidae.
AUGAUACAUUCUUGGUUUCAAAUUGAUAUUCAACAAUAUUCUUUAUUUGCAUGUAAACUUUAUUCAUUUUCAAUUUAUUUUUUUCCACAAACAAGUGCAUGGAUAUUAACAGCUGUGUCACUUGAUCGUGUUGUUGCAUUAACUCGUGUACGAAAAUUAAAAAAAACACGUUUAACAUACAUUGUAUUAUUAAUUAUCUUUACUUUUUUAUUUCUAUUAAAUGUACAAUUUUUCUUUUAUGACAAUAAGUAUUCAUCAUCAAAAGAUAGAAAAUAUACACCAACACAAUCAUCAAACUAUGGUGCUCAUUCCAGUCAUUAUAUCACUUGGCAUGAUUCUCUAUCAUCACAUAUAUUGUCAAUAGAAAAUUCUAGUAAUUAUAUAAUUCAUGAUCAUCUAACUUCUCCUCCUUCAUCAUCAAUCUAUCAUCUUGUUGAUGCUGCUAUUGAUAUAAACGUUGUUCAAUGUUCAUCAGAACACAAUAUUAAAUAUCGUGAUUUUUAUUAUAAUGUUUGGAUUUAUAUUGAUGCUACAGUUAACGUCUAUUUACCAUUUACACUAAUGUUUUUAUGUUCAAUUGUCAUAUUUAUUAGUGUUGUUACAACAAUGACAGAUGCACAUAAUUCAAAUAAACGUAUUGUAGCCAAAAAUUUAAGUGUUAUGUUACUAAGUGUAAAUACCAUGUUUGCGUUAUUAACUGCACCGAUUGUUUUCUAUCUCAUGUUCGAACAAAAAAGAUUUCCAUCAAACUCAAUAUUAAAAAAUAACUGUAAUUUACGUUUCAAAGCUAAACAUAAAAUGAUUAAAUUGAUAUGUAUUCUAUUAAUGAAUGCUAAUCAUACCAGAAAUAUUUU